This is a messenger RNA of Orbilia oligospora ATCC 24927, 4029 nucleotides long. RefSeq lists its product as uncharacterized. Gene Ontology annotation, biological process: phosphatidylinositol dephosphorylation. NCBI's taxonomy places the organism in Eukaryota, Fungi, Ascomycota, Orbiliomycetes, Orbiliales, Orbiliaceae. Gene Ontology annotation, cellular component: membrane; cytoplasm. The record is from RefSeq and is a predicted model, not a curated record. Bases 1 to 4029 code for a protein of 1342 amino acids. The transcript is spliced from 4 exons. Gene Ontology annotation, molecular function: phosphatidylinositol-4,5-bisphosphate 5-phosphatase activity; phosphatidylinositol-3,5-bisphosphate 5-phosphatase activity.
AUGACCUCCAAUCCGAUCCGUAUUCUGCUGAAAUCGCAUCCUCAUCGGUCUAUCGCACUAUGCGCGCCAAAUCACGUUCUAACCUUCCGACACAACCCGUCGGCGUCCCACCAUGCCCCGGCUCCAUCUUUCGCCGCUAACCUCCCUUACAACAACAACAAUUCCGGGUCCAAUUCUAGCUUGAAUGUAUCUUCAGGUGGGACGAAUGGUAAUCAUCAUCAUGGAGUCGGCUCUGCGGCCUGCAUGGUCGACUUCUCGGAGCGCAACGAGGUCGAUUUGUCCGAGUACUAUCCUAUGGGGAGUGCGCUUCCAUGCCGAGGGACGCUGGGAUUAAUAUCGCUGAACGGGGAUGUUUUCCUUUGCGUGGUUACGGGAGCGAGCUUGGUGGCUACCGUCAGGCCUGGAGAGACGGUUUACCGGAUCCACGCAGUAGAAUUUCAUUGCCUAAAUUCCUCCGAGUAUGAUAACAUGUCCUUGGACGAUAUCUAUAGCCAGGAUUUUGAUUACAGUAAUAAGCACGGAGAUGCGGUUUUUGAACAUCCAUGCGCGGCAUUACGCAAGAUGCUGUCGGAGGGUACAUUCUAUUACUCAACUGAUUUUGACUUAACAAAUCGGCUACAGAAUAGAUCCGUAGAUCAUACGUCGACUUCCACUCAUUUUUCGAUCGAUACGUUCAAUGAAUCCUUCCUAUGGAACAUGGCUCUUAUCAAGCCUUUACUUCAAUUCCGAUCCCGGCUGCCCACAUCGGCUCGUUUAGCACUAGAUUCUACUCGGAUACUUACUUCUGCGAUCCGUGGCUAUGUUGAAACAACCACUGUGAAUAGAGGAAUAGUCGCAAUAAAUGCCCAGCAACGGUUCGCAGGGAAAACACAUAUUACAAUCAUUUCUAGGUUGUCAUGUAGGAGAGCAGGCACUCGUUUCAAUUCUCGGGGUAUGGACGAUGAUGGGCACGUUGCAAACUUUGUAGAGACAGAAACGGUGAUAUGGGAUAGCAGGGCGGAGAAUAAUGUGAGGGGUGUCGGGUUUUCGUACACUCAAGUCAGAGGCUCGGUUCCACUAUUCUGGGAGCAGCAGGCUGGAUUACUCCCAGGCCAACAAAAAGUCACGAUCACUCGAAGUCCCGAAGCGACACAACCUUCAUUCGAUCGGCAUAUUGAAGGCAUAUCUGUCAAAUAUGGUGCUAUCCAUAUUGUCAAUCUGCUGUCGGCCCUAAAACCUGCGGAGGCUGAAUUAACGAGGAUGUUUGAUAUUAUGAUUCAACAUUCACCGUACCUCGGCCAAAACGACAAGAACGGAACCGGUGAACUUAUCAAAGCCACAAAGUUUGAUUUCCACGAAGAAACAAGAGCUGGGUACGAGGCAGCCGCCCAGAUCAGACGAUACAUCGAAGACUCUGCGGAUUCAUUUGCAUAUUUCUUAACUGAGGAUGUCGAUCAUGAUAACGAUGAGGGAACUGCGCCACACUCUACGGUUAUCUUACAGCAAGAAGGUGUUUUCAGGACGAAUUGUUUAGACUGUCUAGAUCGUACAAACCUCAUCCAACAGAUAAUAAGUCAGAUGGCGAUUGAACGGUUCCUACGGCAUCGAAAUGAGAAAGCCGUCACCGAACUUUGGUCGAGACAUUCUGUCUUAUGGGCCGAUAAUGGUGAUGCGUUAUCCAGGAUAUAUGCUGGUACCGGUGCUCUGAAAAGCUCGUUCACACGCUCCGGAAAGUCAAGCUUGGGGGGCGUUCUUGCCGAUUUUAGAAAGAGCGCUACGAGGAUCUAUAUCAACAAUUUUGCGGACAAAGGGAGGCAAAAUACAAUUGAUAUGCUACUAGGAAGGCUGGUAGGACAAGACCCGGUUGUGUUAUAUGAUCCGAUCAAUGACUAUGUCAACAAUGAGCUUUCGCGGAGGUCCGACCAAUUUAUGACAACAAAAGUGAUUUCGAUACAUGUUGCAACCAUGAAUCUUGCUGGGAGAACGGAUGGUAUCGACCAAGACUUGUCCUCGUGGUUGUUUCCGCCUCCAUGUUCGCAUUACCAACCUGAGUUGAUUGUCGUCGGGUUUCAAGAGAUUGUGGAGCUUUCUCCGCAGCAGAUAAUGUCAACGGAUCCUGAGAUACGUCAGCUAUGGGAAUCGGCUGUUCUGGAUACCCUGAAUCGAGCAAGCAAGACGACCACGAAAGGGAAAAAAGAAUACAUCUUGCUGAGGGGAGGCCAACUUGUUGGUGCUGCGCUCGGCAUAUACGUUCGGUCUGAUAUAAUCUCACAAAUCAAGAACGUGGAGGGCUCUUUAAAGAAAACUGGUAUGAGUGGACUAUCCGGAAAUAAAGGCGCAGUAGCUAUUAGAUUCGACUAUGGAAAUACGAGAAUCUGUCUCGUCACCGCCCAUUUGGCUGCAGGCUUUGCGAACUACGAUGAGAGAAAUCGCGACUAUCGGACCAUUGCCAAUGGGCUGAGGUUCCAGAGAGGGCGUUCCAUUGAUGACCACGAUGUGGUUAUCUGGCUUGGAGACUUCAACUAUCGAAUUGGAUUGAACAACGAUGAAGUUAAACGGCUAAUAAAGGCAGGAGAUUUGGGCAAGCUAUAUGAGAAUGACCAACUGAAUCUUCAAAUGGUCGCCGGAUUGACGUUUCCAUAUUACUCGGAGGCUAGAUUGACUUUCUUACCUACUUAUAGAUUUGAUAUCGGCUCGGAUGAAUAUGACACUUCGUACGCUUCCCUCUUCAACACUGCUAAUAUCUGGUCAUUAAUAAAAAUCUAUAGAGAAAAACUGCGUAUACCCGCCUGGUGCGAUCGAAUUCUUCGCAAGGGUAGCAACGUCCGCCAGUUGACAUACAACAGUGCACCCCUGAAGUUCUCAGAUCACCGACCCGUAUAUGCAACAUUCGAGGCUACAAUCCAGUUUAUCAAUGAAGAGGUCAAAGAAAAGCUCAGCCAACAGAUCUACGCCAGCCGCCGUGAUUCCGCCAUGAACAAAAACUCAUCAACGCCAAAUCUCCUAGACGAAGACGAAAGCGAAGAGGAUCUAAUCGGAUACGAUCCAAUUGCUCCAGGACUACCCCCUGCAUCAACGGAUAUGCGAAAAUGGUGGCUCGAUCAUGGAGUUCCAGCGAAAAGUACGGUUAGACCGCCGGGUGAUAAUUAUGAAGUGAAUACAGCAAAGAUGAUGGGGAAUCCAUUCGCUGCCACGUCAGAAAAGGAUUGGGUGAAGAAAGAGGCGCCGGCGCCGCCACCUGCUAGAGGAACGACUCCAAAAUUACCAUCAUCGGGGCAGAACAGUGCAUCUCCCACCCCACCGCCGCAGGAGUUUUAUUCCCCACCACCAUCAAUAAGAAGAACAACGACGAGUAGUACCGUUAGUAGCACGAGAGGGCCAAGUUUGAGAAAACUACCACCGCCAUAUGAUCCUUCUGCAUUGCCAACGUUGGGGAAUCAAAUAUUACCCCCGCCGGCGGCACCAUCGUCGGUGAAACAUAGGGAAAUAUUACCUCCACCAUCAGUUUUACACCCUACGAGGAGUAUAACUACGACUUCGGUUGCGACACCUAUAACGCCGCCCUUUAAGGCCACAUCAAGAGCUCAGCCCGUUCCUCCACAAAAACCACUUAGUAGGAGCCCGUCGAUUUCUUCCACAUCGACAACAAGGGUACCGCCUCCGAAGCCUAAGAAACCAAGCAGCCUAGCCGGGUCGACUAUUGAAACUUCGCCCCAGAGUUUUAAGAGUGCGAGAGAUUCUGUUGAUGAUGAGGCUAUUCUUAGUGUUGCGGCGAGAAUUAGGGGGAUGGAGAUUGGAGAAGGUGCGGGUGGCGCCAGUGGCAUGAAGAGGACGGUUUCUAAUCCUGUUGGAGGGGUAGGUCAGAGUGGUGCUAUGGCUGGUGGUGUCAGAAGCGUUUCGGCUGCAAGUCGGAGAAACGGGAACUAUAUGGAAGAUGGAGGGAAAGCGCCGCCGCCACCUUUGCCGCAGAGGCGACAGGCGCCAGGAAAUCUAAUGGAUGAAACUGGAGAAGGGGUUAGUGGGUGGUUACCGUUGACACCUGGGAAGUAA